UGGGGUGCCAUAAAUGUAUGUACAGUAGGAGACACUGGUAGUACUGCAUCACGAUGCCAUUUUUAACUCACAGAGAAAAUUAAGCAGAUAGAUAAUAGGCAAGACUAGGAAUUAGUACUAGUGAAGGCUGUUAAAAAUUUUUGAAAUGCACAGAAUUGCAGUGGAACUAAAAAUUUCUGCUGACAUUAUAAAACAUUCCACAAAAGAUGUUCCAGUACCUUUGGACGAGCUGGUCAGUACAUACCUGCAACGAAAGCACCCUGCCCUGUCUGAGCUUUCCUCUGAUCGCAUCCGAGGAAUUUGUCGAGCUUGUAUUGAAAACGAUGCGAUUCUUAAUGGAGUUCUGCAGCCAUAUAUUCAAGAGCAGACGGCAACCGCUCUUCGUCGCGAUAGGGCUUUAUUGCAGGUGAUCGCUCAAACUGUUGUAUUUGAUUUCGAAUGCUAUGGCGCAUCAGAACUAGAGAAAGCCCUGAAAGACUUAUAUUCUUUUGCCGUUCGAAAUUUUCUGCUAUUUCUCACAGGACUAUUGUCCAACCGAAACCCCUUUGACGACAUCAUAAAACUCAACUGGUAUCGUUUGUACGAUCGGGAAUACGUGGACGAAAAUUUGUUUGACCCGUAUCGCAAACAUCACCAAGAUGUUCGAAAAAUCGUACAAAAACUGGAAGAUGCAAAAAAGGCGCCGGUGGAUAGCCAGAACAAACGGCAAACCGUGUUUAAACCAUUUUCUUUUAUCCCAUCUAGAAAUGUGCACAGACUUCGUUCAUAUCAAGACGAAUCUCAAAGUCCUAUAUUAUACUACCAAGCAAAAGCCGUUCCGUCCACAACCUAUAAGCCUUCAGACAACACCCUUGCAAUGCAAAGAAGAACAGCGGAACGGGCUAAUCGAAUGCGUCGUUUUAAGCAACGAGUUGAGAAACGCCAACUUUGUCGUAAAAAGGUUGCUUCGCAUGCAAGAAAAUUGCAAACUGAACCUGAGCGUGCACCAACCAGUAAGGUCAUCUUAAAUAUUAAAAAAUACCACAAAAUGAGACGGCCAAGGCGUGAGCACAAGAAAACCGUUAAGCAAACGACUGCUGCAAUUUUGCGUGAGAAAGCCUUCCUUGAAAAGCUCCGUAAGGAAGAGGAGAAGAAUGCCAGAUUCUUGUCGGAAGGAACAGGCAAUACGGAAAUGCACGAAGCUAGAAUUCUGAAAAAAGAAGAAGAUCUCGAAGCCGCGGUAAUAGAGAACGAGAAAAAAAUCCUCGAUGCGAUGCUGUCGUUGGAAAAAGCCAUAGCUGCACGCGAUGUUUUUUUAUGGGAUAUCAAGCGCAGAGCGGCAGCAGAACGGGAAAGUAAGAAAGAAUUUAAGGAGCAAAGACAGGCUGAACUAGAAGAAACCAUAUUGCAAUUACGAACAGCUGUCGAGCAAGCACAGAACGAGUCAAAAAUCCAGCUGGAAAACGCCCGGGAAAAACUUUUGGCACAGAAAAAAAAGAGAGCCAAUCAGGUCAAGCGUGAAAAAAAAGCGUUGUUUGAGAUAUUUAUGCAGGAAUGCGAGGAAGAACGAAUACGCAGGAAAGAAGUUAUUUCAAAAAUUCGAGAAAUGGAAACGAAAAUUUUGACCUAUGAGAAAACGUUCGACUUCAGUACUUUGCCGUCUUUUGGCCAUUUGACGGAUAUGUCUUUGGCAGAUCUAAAGGAUCGCUUAAUAUCUUUACGUUUCGAAAUGUUGGAGCAGUUAGAAAAGAAGAAGCUGCAGAUUUGCAAAGAAAAUAUUAACAUCAAAGAGGCUCUGAAAGAUGCGGUGUAUUUCGUAGAAAAGGAAAGGAUGUACCGAAAAGAACAAAGCGAAAAGGAAACACAAAAGCUUGCUUUCCUUAAGCAACUGCGACAAAAUGCCCGCACCCAUCCAGAAUUUAUGGAAAUAAGGAACACAUUAAUUGAGAAAAGCAGACAGCGUCGAAUAGACAGAACCAGGGAACGAGAAAGUAGAUUAAAACCGCUGAGCAUAAGCGUUGAAAAUGGUGGUGAGGCUCUUCAGAGAUUUGGCUAGCGUGCCCGGUGGAUUACACGAGGUAAGCACUAGGCCAGUUAUAUGGUUGGUACUGGAAUGAUACAUCUGCCUUUGAUCCGCGGCGAAGCACCACCAUCUCAUUUCCUCCACAAAACACUUUGAGAGUUUCCCCUGCCAGUACUUCGUAAACAGUACCGCGUUCGUAUAUUUUGCCGCAUUUAAUAAUCAAUAAGCUUUGCCGCUUCUUUUUCGUUGUUAGUUUGUUACUCUCUUUGUUACUUAGUGUACAAAGAUUGUAUAAUAUGUGGAACAGACCACUUUGUUUGAAGGAUGAUUCAAAAGCUCUUCUGCUAUGUUCUGUAUCUGACUGUUGUGAUACCAAGAAAUUUAUUUCUGACAGCUGUCUCGCAAAAUUAUGUGCUGGUCUGCCAAGCGACACACCGCAUGUUAAAUAUUUUAUGAUACCGAUAGAGAUACCGGUAAAGGUAAAUCGAAGCAACAAGAAAUUA
Paramacrobiotus metropolitanus is the source of this 2505-nucleotide messenger RNA. RefSeq lists its product as uncharacterized. Lineage: Eukaryota; Metazoa; Tardigrada; Eutardigrada; Parachela; Macrobiotidae. The transcript has a single exon. The record is from RefSeq and is a predicted model, not a curated record. Bases 146 to 2035 code for a protein of 629 amino acids.